Aspergillus aculeatinus CBS 121060 is the source of this 1210-nucleotide messenger RNA. RefSeq lists its product as uncharacterized. Gene Ontology annotation, molecular function: lyase activity. Bases 373 to 1110 code for a protein of 245 amino acids. NCBI's taxonomy places the organism in Eukaryota, Fungi, Ascomycota, Eurotiomycetes, Eurotiales, Aspergillaceae. The transcript is spliced from 2 exons. The record is from RefSeq and is a predicted model, not a curated record.
AUCUUAGUCAGUCAUGUUUGUUUGGGCGUUUUCGAGUGACCUUUCACAAACAGCACAGUGCUACGACGAUUGAACACCAGCUUUGACUGGCUUCUGUAGUGGUAGGCGAUGGGUUCAGCUCGUCGCCCCGUAUUGCCAUGUGGUAGGCCACAGUUCCGAUGAUUUCAUUGGCGAAAUCGCGAGGUCGGAGAUCCCUGAUCCCGGAGAGAGGCUGCACAUGAUGUCUGCUGCAGAUGGCAUUGUAAGGUGGGCCAGGUCGUUUAAAAUGAUGAUGACCGCCGACUCAGCUUUUCCCCACGAAGUAGGUCCCAGCGUUGCGGAAUCAAGCCCUUUCGUCUUCUGGAAACAUCAUUCUCACCCAAGAUCUUCAGCAUGGACGGCUUCGAUGUGACUACAGCGCCGGAAGCCUACCAGGCCGUCAAGCCCAUCGCGGACCUCUUCGUCCUGGGGAUGGGUCUAGGCUGGACAAUCAACUACAUCGGCAUGGUGCACGUCUCCUUCCGCGACAAGUCCUAUGCGAUGGCGAUCAUACCUCUCUGUUCCAACAUUGCCUGGGAAACCGUGUUCGGGCUAAUCUACCCAUCGAAAAGCCUUAUCGAACAGGGAGUCUUCCUCGUGGGCCUGGCGAUCAACUUCGCCAUCAUCUACGCCGCCAUUAAACAUGCCCCCAACGAAUGGAACCACGCGCUGCUCGUCCAACGCAACCUCGCGCUCAUCUUCCUCAUUGGCAUUUUUAUCUUCCUGACCGGAUUUCUGGCACUGUCGCGCGAGAUCAGCCCCUCCCUGGCCUACUCCUGGGGUGCGGUCUUCUGCCAGCUCGCGCUGAGUGCCGGUGCACUCUGCCAGUUGGUGAGCCGGGGCAGCAUCCGCGGCGCCUCGUAUACUCUGUGGCUCUCUCGCUUCCUCGGAUCCUGCUGCACGGUGGUCUUCGCUGGGCUGCGGUGGCGGUACUGGCCGGAGUCAUUUGCGUGGCUGAACAGUCCCUUGGUGCUGUGGAGUCUGGCGGUGUUUCUGCUUUUGGAUAUCUCGUAUGGGUUUUGUUAUUGGUACGUUCAGCGCUGGGAGCAGAUGCAGUUGGGGAAAGGGGGUGGCAAAGAUAAAAGUGGAUGAUGGCGGAUAGACUUGGGCCUGUGGAUGUUGUUGCCCCGCUUAUUUGCUGUUAUUGCUUGCUAUAAGAGGGUCCAGUGGUGGCGAGAGUGGUAAGUAAGUA